AUGGCUUCCUCCGAGGUCGACCAAAAGUUUCUUGGCAAGCUGGCCAAGAUGGUGGAGCCCACCAACCCGUUAUUAGCCUCCAUCCUUUUCAAGAUUCUCGGCCUGUCCUUGAACCUAGCAGACGAGCUUGUCACCGCCAAGAAACAACGGCGCCACCACACCGAGCAAACGCCCGAGUUUCUCAAGUUGGUGCUUCACAUCAUAUGGCUAUCCAGAGAGGGCCUCAAGCUCCUGGACCAGUACGUGAUACCAAGCGUCGGUCACGAAGUGGAGCUCAAGGUCCUCGCCUACAAGCUGCGCGCCUCCUUCUACCACAUCUUUGUCCUCUUCCACAACAACCCCCGCUUCGGCGUCGAGACCCCGGGCUCGUUUCUCAUCCCGGCGGCCGACUACCUCCCCGCCGCGCACCGGUCCUUCAAGGAAGCCGUCGCCCUCGCCGAUGAUCUCCUCUGGGGCUCGCACUCGCUCCGUCUUUCCGUGAAAACGGAAUACGCCGCCUUUUUGUACGAAUGCAUCCACGACCCCGAAGCGAGCCGCGCCCUCGCCAAGAAGACGAUUGCCGAGGUCUACGACGCCCAAGAGGGCAUGGACGACGACAUGUUUGCCGACGCCUGCGAGCUCGUCACCGUCCUCGGCAAGAUGAUGAAGCGGGGCAUCGCCUCGAGUAAUACCCCAGCAAUCGACAAACGCCCGUCCCUGCUCCCGCCGUCCCUCCCCCGGAAUGGAGAACCCCAUAUGAUGAGGUCAACCCGCCCCCGCGGAUGA
Parascedosporium putredinis is the source of this 765-nucleotide messenger RNA. Lineage: Eukaryota; Fungi; Ascomycota; Sordariomycetes; Microascales; Microascaceae. The record is from the annotation of a GenBank genome assembly.